Messenger RNA from Condylura cristata (star-nosed mole), 1417 nucleotides. It is a transcript of the gene ZC3HAV1L, whose product is annotated as zinc finger CCCH-type, antiviral 1-like. Lineage: Eukaryota; Metazoa; Chordata; Mammalia; Eulipotyphla; Talpidae. The transcript is spliced from 5 exons. Gene Ontology annotation, molecular function: metal ion binding. The coding region runs from base 31 to 852 and encodes 273 amino acids. The record is from RefSeq and is a predicted model, not a curated record.
GUUCCGCGCUGGGCGGGCGGCGCCGGGAGUAUGGCGGAGCCCACCGUGUGCUCCUUCCUCACCAAGGUGCUGUGCGCCCACGGCGGCCGCAUGUUCCUGCAGGACCUGCGCGCCAACGUGGAGCUGUCUGAGGCGCGGCUGCGGGACGUGCUGCGCCAGGCGGGGCCCGACCGCUUCCUGCUGUCUACCUGCACUCUUUCCCAUGACAUCCACACACCUGUCAACAUCCAAGUGCUGAAAAACCAUGGGCUUUUUGGCCUCAAUGAGGCCCAGCUUCGGACCCUGCUUUUGCAGAAUGACCCCUGCCUGUUACCUGAGGUCUGUUUGCUGUACAACAAAGGAGAAGCCCUUUAUGGCUACUGCAACCUCAAGGACAAAUGCAACAAGUUCCACGUGUGCAAGUCCUUUGUGCGAGGAGAGUGCAGGCUUCAGAAGUGCAAGCGCUCUCACCAGCUCAUUCACGCCACAGCCUUGCAGCUGCUGCAGGACCAAGGGCUGAAUAUUCCCAGCGUCGUUCAUUUCCAGAUCAUCUCCACCUACAGGCACAUGAAGCUGCACGGGAUGCUUGAAGACAAAGGUAAUUCAGCCUCGGCUGGGGAGCAGUCACAGGGCCUGGAGACACAAGGCACGCAUGGAGCCGGGGUGCCUGCUCAGACUCCCCAGAAGGUUCCUGGCCCUGCUCAGUCUCCCAAGAAGGCAGGUGCAGCACUGCUUAGUUUCAGACCUUCAUCCCCGUGCGCAUUUAUUCCACGGAGGAGCUCAGUGGCUCACUCACGUCACGUCUGCGGAGUUUACGCGGGAGGUGCUGGCACCGCCCUUGUACGUCAUGAUGGCCGCCUCAGUACCUCAUGAUGGCCGCCCCUGCACGUCAUGAUGGUCGCUCCUGUACCUCAUGAUGGCCGCCCCUGUACCUCAUGAUGGCCGCCCCUGCACGUCAUGAUGGCCGCCCCUGUACGUCAUGAUGGUCGCUCCUGUACGUCAUGAUGGCUGCCCCUGUACCUCAUGAUGGCCGCCCGCUGUAAUCUUUAACUGACUCACUCUAGCGGACUGCACUGGUCUCCUAAAUUCCUCCUCUCCUCUGCUCUCCAUCUCGCUGCCUGGUUGACCUCUGGAAACAUGCACCUACUAAUAUAGCUUUCUCUGCCAUCACCUUUGCGCCCCCUUUCGGAGGCGUCGUAAAUGAGAGUGCCUCCGACCCGGGAAGGGCAAGAAGUGGGCUGAGCUGAGGGAAGGGGGGCCGCUGUGUGACUGGCCUCUGAAAAGGGCGCAGCCUGCCGUUUCCUUGGGGGAAUGUGGGCCCAGUGGGUCCCAUUGCCUACUUCAAAAGAAGCCAGUAAUCCAGACUCUCAUCGGAAAUGUCAGCUUUAAAAAAAUUUUAAAUAUUGGCUUUUCAUUGGAUUUUUUUUUAAAAGAUUUA